Lingula anatina is the source of this 1573-nucleotide messenger RNA. RefSeq names its product transcription factor RFX4. Gene Ontology annotation, biological process: regulation of transcription by RNA polymerase II. Gene Ontology annotation, molecular function: RNA polymerase II cis-regulatory region sequence-specific DNA binding; DNA-binding transcription factor activity, RNA polymerase II-specific. The record is from RefSeq and is a predicted model, not a curated record. NCBI's taxonomy places the organism in Eukaryota, Metazoa, Brachiopoda, Lingulata, Lingulida, Lingulidae.
CGCAGUCGCGAUUUUGGCUACUUUCGAUUUAAAAAGUGCAAAGUGAUUUUUUUAAUUUGUCUGUUUCCUGCUCCUCCUUUGUACUGGUGGAUUUUUAGGUAAAAUGACAGAGACGCUAAUAUAUAAGGUUAAGAGACCGCAAAGGCUUCCUAUAACCAAAGAAAGUUGUCGAAGACUGCUAAAAUACAAGUCUAAUGAUGUAAACUUGAAUACCCUGUCCUGCACAGCGGACUGUGACUUAGAAAAUGUUCACCUCCAGCAUGCAAGAAAAGUUAUGACUGACAUGACACAUGAUUUUGAUGCCACGUCAUCAUCAGUGCAGAGAUUUCAAAGAACUUACUCCAUGUCUUUGUACCAGUCUGCUGCUGCACAGGCCCCAGACAUUGUAAAAUGGUUAGAACAAAACUUUGAAGAAGGUCUAAAUGUCAGUGUGCAGCGAUGUGAAGUUUACGCGGAGUAUCUUGAUUUUUGUGCCACCUGCUGUGUAGAUCCCAUUAAUGCUGCUAGUCUGGGGAAGAUGUUACGUAUGGUGUUUCCCGGGGUGAGAACUAGGAGACUUGGCACAAGAGGGCAGUCAAAAUAUCAUUAUUAUGGAAUCAAGAUAAAGAAGAAAUCUGUAUCCCAAACUCCUCUGCUGUCGCAUAUGUCAGAAGGUAAAAUACUUCUUUCUUAUAGUUUUCUUACAGAAGAAGGUUCCCAAAACUCAAAAAUGUCCACUACAGGCACACCAGGAUCUUUGAUCUCUUCAUUUUCCAGUUGGGACAUUCCAGGCUGUGAGUUGUUUGAAAGCCUGGACCUCCCUGGUCUAGAAGGUUCUGAGAGCGACAGCCUGUCUCUCUCAGCUGAUCACCCUGUUGGCAUGAGGAGCACUGAGGGUGGAGGCUUGGCUGCAAAGGGUGGGUUGAAGCAUGAGAGGAAUUCUCCUUGUCAGAGAGAUAGCGGUCUUCCAGAGUUUCCUGGCACGGAACGUCUCAGAGUACCUCUGCAUUUGAAAGAAAAAACUACAGUGUUUCUGCUACUGUACAGACACCACUGCCAGAGAGUGCUGGAUUCUGUGGUUAGAGCAAACUUUGCUGAGGUUGAAAAUCUGCUCAAAUCUUUUUGGCGUUCUUUGCCUCUUCGUCUUCAGCCACUUUUACUGAGCCCUUUCACUGUGGAUUUGAUAUUGCUCUACGAUUUAACCUUAUACAGGAUGCUAGCUUCUACCCUUUUCCCCACUCUUUGCCAGGAGAUGAGCGCUAGUUUAAAGUCAGAACUGAGAAGAUUUGCUGUGGAUCUGCAGCGGUGGUUCGAGGACGCCCUGAGAAGGCAACCCCUGCUGCUGAGGAAUAAGAUUUUAGAAGGUGCGGGUUUCUUCUGUCGCUGGCUCAAACACCAGACGGAGGUUUGUCACAUCGUGUCCUCGGCAAGUACUAUCCUACAGAAUGCAGCACACGUCUCCCAGCUACGGGACGACUGGCUGCGGUUGGACCUGCCUCACAUAGCCAGGCAUGGUCGCUGGGUACUAAAGGGUGAAGACUUGAGAAGGAGUGGGCAGACAGAAGAGGAGAGGCUGAUCCAGAAAUGUGCGUAG